Paramecium sonneborni is the source of this 2921-nucleotide messenger RNA. The record is from the annotation of a GenBank genome assembly. NCBI's taxonomy places the organism in Eukaryota, Ciliophora, Oligohymenophorea, Peniculida, Parameciidae.
AUGUAUAUAAUUUUUUUAAUCUAAGCUAUUUACUCGUUAUCUGCAGAGAAUUUUUUAUGUGGAUUACGCCUUUUUUAUGAAGAAUAAACAUUUUUUCUGAUAGAUUAAUAGAAUGAUAAGUAAUAAGUUUAUUUAUUUGAUGAGUACUAUGCCAUACAUCCUAACUAGUUCAUCUCCUCAUUUUGCUUUAGAUAUCUAAUAAAGUUAUAAGAGCUCACAAAGUUUGAACAAUAAUCCAUAUUUUUUGGUUGGAUUUUCUGAUUCAUAUAUUUUUGUUGGUAAUGCGAGUGAAAUUUAAUGGCUAUUAAUCUAAGAGUUCAAAGUAAAGAAAAAUAUAACUAAAGCAUCUGUUCACAUGUAUAAUGGUUAUAAUGGAUAUUUUGUAGAUAAAGGAGAAGAUGGGGGACAUUUGCUUAUAUCUAAAGAAAAUUUAGUGAGAGAAUUUUCUUUUGGUAAAACGGAUGCUGUAGAUAAAUUUUAGAAAAUGGGUUUUAUAUAUAUAGUAUCUUGGGGGGGUUAAGGUGAUGUAAUGUUGAUUUUGAAACGGUUUGUACAUUUAAUCAAUUAAUCUGAAGGAGAAAAUUAUUGUUAAUAAAAGGUCGCUUCAAAUUCCUUAGAAUAAAUCAAAUGUAAUUUAGAUUAAAAUUUUGAACGUUUAACUUUUCCUACACCUGAUCUUUAUCAUCCUCCAAUACACUACCAUUUAGGGAAUGAAAUAAUUAAUGGUUCUUUGGAAAAUGAAUAUUUCACUAAAAAUUAUCCAGGACUUUAAGUAUUUGUGGCAUAGAAUUUAAAUAAUAAAGUAUUAGAAUUAAGAAUACCAAUUUAAAAUAUGCAAACCUAUUAAUAAACUGUAGAAUAACCUAUAAGUGGAUUAAUUGUUACUCUUCAACAUGAAAAUAGAGGCUUUAUACAUAUAUUAAUUUUUGAAAGUGGUGAAGAAAUUGUAAUCAAUUAUAAGGAGGAUGAAAAUUUAGCUUAUAUUACUAUAGGAAUGACUGAAUCCAAAGUCUUUGCUUUUUCAUUUGUUACUUCAUAGUUUAUCAAAUUCCCUACUAUUGAUUUAAUUGAACAUGUAUUUUAAGAUUGUGUAACAAUAAUACAUUAGAGAAAUAAUGUUUGUGAAAGUCCACUUAAUUAUUGUUCUGAUGUAUCAUUGAACUUUUUAUAACAAUCAUAAUUUGAAUUGCAUUCUGAUUAACUAAUUAAAUUUUAAUCUAAUGAAGAAUUUUAUGAAACUCCAUUUAUAAAGAUAUUUUAAAAUAUUUCAGAGGUUUAAAACAAUUUUACAAUUUUACUUAAUUCUGAAAUUAACAAUAGAGAAAUGAAUCAUGGUGGAUAUAUUGGAUCAUUUCUUAGAAUUACUUAUAAAAAUUAAAGUAUCAAUUCUUUAAUUAUUAAUGAAUAAAAUGAAAAUUUAGAAGCAUAUUACAGUAUUAAGGAUAAUAUUUGUAAGAAUCAAUAUAUAAAGUAGAUUCUCAUGCAGUUUAAAAUAUUAUUGGAAGUACUUAUGUUUUAGUAUUUACAUCUUAAAUAGAAUUAAGUGACAUUUAAUGUUUGCAAUUGUUUCGAGAAUUUAUAGAUCAAAUUCAAAAGUUAUUUAUUAUUCAAUAAAGUAAUAAUUAAUAAUUACAUUUAGUUGAAGAUAAUUGUGAAGCUUAAUAAAAGUAUUAUGAUGUUAAACCAAUUUAGUAUAAAGAAAUACACAAAAUGUUAAAAUAGCCUACUGAAUUGAUAUAAACUCUAAAUUAAGAUUAAUUUGACUAAAAUGACUUAGAAUAUUCUACAGAUGAAGAAGAAAGUAGUUUAAAUAAUCAAAAUAAAAAUUCAGAAUAAUAAUAAUAAUAUGUUAUGGAAGCCUCGUUAAUACCAGAAGAAUAACAACAGCAAAUAUAAUAAAAUUAAAAUUAGAUUGAAAGUACAGAUUAGCUGUUUUAAAAUAAAGUGAACUUUGAUAGUGAAAAUUAUAAAUAAUAAUAAGAUUUAUUAGAAUAACAAUAAUAAUUAAAUAAAUUUGAACAUACUAAUUAAAUUUACAAAAGUAAAAAAGAAUAUAAUGGAAAUAAAAGCAAUGAGGAAUUUGAAUAAAAAGAACAAGAAUUAUAAAUAAAAAAUUAAGAGGAACAUAAAAUGGAAAUUAAGAAUUCCUAAUAGUAAAGUAGAAAGAAAUAAGAGUAAAAAAAAAAGUAGUAAGAAAUGAUAACUGAUGAGGGAGAGCAAUAAUUAUAAAUUGAAGUGGGCGACUAAUAUAAAAAUACAUUUCAUUUAAGAUAAAGUGGAAAUUAUAAAAAUGAUGAAUACUAUGAUAGGGGAGAUAGAUAUUUUAAGGCAGAUUAUUAAAGAAGGCAAGAUGAUUAUUAUGAGAGGUAUAAUAAUAGAAGAGGACCGUAAUUGACUGGAUAAAGUGUUAUAAUACCUAAAAAUCCAAAUGAUUAGGAAUUAGGAAGAUUUUUAAGAGAAAUUAUUAGUAAAUUAUAGUACAGAUAUUAUAUAAAUUUAGUAUUUACUCUGAUCCUUGUGAUCCACAUUCUACUAACUACAAUCCUAGUAGUUGUCAAGUAGAUAAUUAUUAUGGUUCUUCAUCCAUUAGAAGAACAGAACCACGCCAAAGAGAUUUUUAUAGGAGUGCUUAUAGAUAUGAUAACAGAUAUGAAUAUAGAGGUAUUCAUUAGUAUUUAAUAGCCUGUAUCACUGUCUAUAGUAAAUGCUAUUUUAAAGGUGAAUCCUUAUAACUUUGUGGACAUUAGAGGAAUAUUCCAAAAUCAUAAUUAUAUCUUGAUAUUUUAUCUAUUCGAGCAGAUGAAAAUUAUAUUGUGGAAUUUUAUAUGAAAGAUAUAAAUGGAAGAUCAGAAUUAUAUACAUUAAAAGGGACUUAAAAAUGUUUGCAAUCUCCAUUAAGGGUUGAUUGGCUAUUACAAUGA